Messenger RNA from Halteromyces radiatus, 1144 nucleotides. RefSeq lists its product as uncharacterized. The coding region runs from base 82 to 1035 and encodes 317 amino acids. The transcript has 7 exons. Lineage: Eukaryota; Fungi; Mucoromycota; Mucoromycetes; Mucorales; Cunninghamellaceae. The record is from RefSeq and is a predicted model, not a curated record.
UAUAUAUAUAUUAUUCUUUCUUUUUUAUCUCAUUUGUGUUGUUUUUUUUUUCUUCUUUUCAUUCUCCAUUUGAAUUAAUAAAUGUAUUUACCAUGUCAAUUUGAUAUUCUUAUUCAUUUUCAUUCAUCCGAACAUCCUAUAUCAAAUUAUCAUUUUACUCACAAAAAUAAUACUUUGACUUUAGAUAUUCUUCAAGGGGAACGUCAAAUAACAUGGGUGAAUUCAUAUGUUUUUACUCGUUGUACUAUUGUUCAUGAUGUAUGUCAUGCCAUUACUCAUUCACGUCACUUACAUUCUUUAGUUACAAAAGGAUAUAAUGCCGCUUUUCUUUUUAUGGAAUCAAGUUUGGAUACUAUAUCAUCAUCAUCAUCUAUUAUACAACAACACUUAAUAUUACUUGAUACUUACGUCAAACAUGAAAAUCAGAAACAUGUGAACCGACAAUCCAAUCUUAUUAUGGAAAUAUGUUAUAUUGGUCUUACAGAUUUUCAAUGUUUUGACCUUUUAUCAAAUAAAAAAUCAAUAUCAAAUGAACAAAUACUAAGUUAUGGAUUAGAUCGGUAUAUGAAACCUUGGACAACAACUUUAGAUUUAACUCAUAUUCUCACAACCGAUGACAACAUACCCAAGCUUCUGGCUAUGAAAAUCACUGAUCACGUUUCUGUCUCUAGUUAUUUAUACUACCUUGAUUUACAACAACCUUACAACAAUACCUUAUAUCCACUUUCUUCAAGCUUUACUUCUUUAGUGUCAUUUUUAGAUCAAGUGGAAACAAGAAAAGAAAAGGUUGGAUCUAAUAAUGACUGUGUAUUAAUCUAUUUAUUACGGGAUUAUUUGGUUGGACGACAUCAUGCUAUUAUGUUCUUGGAUUUGGAGAAACAUCCACACGCCACCGAUCUUCCAAGCAUUGACCAAUCUCUUUCUUUGAUCCAGCGCCUUUCUUCUAUACAAGGAUUUACCUCACAAAAUCAAAUCAAUCAUUUUACUAUACAAAUAAAUGAACAGCAACUGCAUGAUGAACAAGAAGUAAAAUGAUCAAAAAAAAAGAAAGAAAGUUGACUUUAUGUUAAUCUUCUCAAUAACCCUAGCGACAUGCUUUUGAAAUUCAAGCUCUAGAAGAACGAUAUCAUGAACACCAAAUUGC